GCCUUCCCGAAGGCUGCGGCGCGGACGGACCGACGGACGGCGCUGCGUGCUGGAAGCGCCCGGCCAUGUUCAGCCGAAGCUCCCGGAAAAGACUCUCGAGCCGCUCGGUGAGUGUCCCCGACCCGAACGGCGCCCGUCGCCGGGUAUCAGCAGUCGGCCGCCAGCGCCCGUGCCCAGCCCCCCUGGGCCCCACGGCCGCGCACCUGUGGCCCCAGUUGACCGGUCCUGGGCGGAUAGAGAGAGGCCAGCCCUGUAACGCCUGCGGUGACCAGUGCCCCGGGUUCGCCUUGCAUAAAUGGAGGAAGAUCUGUCUCCACUGCAAGUGUCCCCAGGAGGAGCACAUGGUGACAGUGAUGCCGCUGGAGAUGGAGAAGACCAUUAGCAAACUCAUGUUUGACUUCCAGAGGAACUCGACCUCAGAUGACGACUCAGGCUGCGCCUUGGAGGAGUAUGCCUGGGUCCCGCCGGGGCUGAAGCCUGAACAGGUGCACCAGUACUACAGCUGCCUCCCAGAAGAGAAGGUCCCUUAUGUCAACAGUCCUGGAGAGAAACUGCGAAUCAAGCAGCUGCUGCACCAACUCCCCCCACACGACAAUGAGGUCCGUUACUGCAACUCCCUGGAUGAGGAAGAGAAAAGGGAGCUGAAGCUCUUCAGCAACCAGAGGAAGCGCGAGAAUCUGGGCCGAGGGAACGUCAGGCCCUUCCCUGUCACCAUGACAGGCGCUAUUUGCGAACAGUGUGGAGGCCAGAUCAAUGGCGGGGACAUUGCUGUGUUCGCCUCGCGAGCUGGCCACGGCGUCUGCUGGCACCCGCCGUGUUUCAUCUGCACCGUCUGCAACGAGCUCCUGGUGGAUCUGAUCUAUUUCUACCAAGAUGGAAAGAUCUACUGCGGCAGGCACCACGCCGAGUGCCUGAAGCCACGCUGUGCGGCUUGCGACGAGAUCAUCUUUGCGGACGAGUGCACGGAAGCUGAGGGGCGGCACUGGCACAUGAAGCACUUUUGCUGCUUCGAGUGCGAGACGGUCCUGGGCGGCCAGCGCUACAUCAUGAAGGAGGGAAGGCCCUACUGUUGCCACUGCUUCGAGUCCUUGUAUGCGGAAUAUUGUGACACCUGUGCGCAACAUAUAGGCAUUGACCAAGGCCAAAUGACCUAUGAUGGCCAACACUGGCACGCCACUGAGACCUGCUUUUGCUGCGCUCACUGCAAGAAGUCCCUGCUGGGGCGCCCAUUCCUCCCGAAGCAGGGCCAGAUAUUCUGCUCACGGGCCUGCAGUGCUGGGGAGGAUCCCAAUGGCUCCGACUCAUCCGACUCAGCCUUCCAGAAUGCCCGGGCCAAGGAGUCCCGCCGUAGUGCCAAGAUCGGCAAAAACAAGGGCAAGACAGAGGAGACCCUGCUGAACCAGCACAGCCAGCUGCAGGUUACGUCCAACCGUCUGUCGGCUGACGUGGACCCCCUGUCCCUGCAGAUGGAUCUGCUCAGCCUGUCCAGCCAGACACCCAGUCUCAACAGGGACCCCAUUUGGAGGAGCCGUGACGAGCCCUACCAUUACGGGACCAAGAUGGAACAGAACCAGUCCCAGAGUCCUUUGCAGCUGCUCAGCCAGUGUAACAUCAGAACUUCCUACAGUCCAGGAGGGCAAGGGGCAGGGGCCCAGCCCGACAUGUGGGCCAAGCACUUCAGCAACCCCAAGAGGAGCUCAUCAAUGGCCAUGAAAGGGCACGGGGGCAGCUUCAUCAAGGAGUGCAGAGACGACUACUACCCCGGCAGGCUGAGGUCCCAGGAGAGCUACAGCGACAUGUCCAGCCAGAGCUUCAGCGAAACCCGAGGCAGCAUCCAAGUCCCCAAGUACGAGGAGGAAGAGGAAGAAGAAGGGGGCAUGUCUGCUCAGCAGUGUCGGACCCGCCAUCCAAUCAGUUCCCUGAAAUACACAGAGGAAAUGACGCCCACAGAGCAGACACCUCGUGGUUCCAUGGAGUCAUUGGCGCUGUCUAACGCAACAGGCCUCUCAGCUGACGGUGGGGCCAAGCGCCAGGAGCAUCUGUCCCGCUUUUCCAUGCCUGACCUCAGCAAAGACUCUGGCAUGAAUGUCUCCGAGAAGCUGAGCAACAUGGGCACCCUGAACUCAUCCAUGCAGUUCCGCAGCGCCGAGUCCGUGCGCAGCCUGCUCUCUGCACAGCAGUACCAGGAGAUGGAGGGAAAUCUCCACCAGCUGGGUAACCCCAUUGGCUACAGAGACCUGCAGGCUCACGGAAGGAUGCAUCAGAGCUUUGAUUUUGACGGGGGGAUUGCAGGUAGCAAGGGGCAGGGCCAGGAGGGUGUGAGGAUCCAGCCCAUGAGUGAACGCACGCGUAGAAGAAGUACCACGCGCGAUGACGGCCGCCGUUUCCGACCGCACCGCUCCCGGCGAUCCCGGCGCUCCCGCUCGGACAAUGCCUUGCACCUGGCCAGCGAGCGCGAGGCCAUCUCUCGCUUGAAAGAAAGGCCCCCACUGAGAGCCAGGGAGGACUAUGACCAAUUCGUGCGCCAACGCAGCUUCCAGGAGAGCCUGGGCCAUGGGUCCCGCAGGGACCUGUACGGCCAGUGCCCCAGGACUGUGUCAGACCUGGCUUUGCAGAAUGCCUUUGGCGAGCGCUGGGGACCCUACUUCACCGAGUACGACUGGUGCUCCACCUGCUCCUCCUCUUCCGAGUCUGACAACGAAGGUUAUUUCUUAGGAGAGCCCAUUCCACAGCCCGCCCGCCUACGAUACGUCACAAGCGAUGAGUUGCUGCACAAGUACAGCUCCUAUGGGGGCCCCAAGUCAUCCACGUUAGGUGGCAGAGGACAGUUGCAUAGCAGGAAAAGACAAAAGAGCAAAAACUGUAUCAUUUCUUAAUGUGAUCCAAGUCAGGGAGUGGGGCAAGAUGAAAGCUGAGAAUGUACAUUCAGAAACUUGCACUGUUUUCCAUCUCCAAGCGCUUUUGGGUGGGGGAGGCUGUGCGGGCGAGGAGAGGGGACAUGACGGAGGCCCAUUGCAGCUGGACUCAAUAGGUAGUCAGUCACAGUUUUUGGCAUGUUGAAUCUUAUUUGCACAUUUCACUUUGGAAACACAGUAGACCAUGGAGGCCAGGGUUGGUCACCCUGCCCUUCUCACCUGUCCUGGGUUGAGUUGCCACCGGCCAGCCUGGCAAAUUGUUUCCUGCUUGUUUUUAUCUUCUAUUGUUCUUCCUUUCAAGACUUUUUUUUUUUUUUUUUUUGGCCUUUCUCUAGUAAGUAAUUUGUUUAUUAGCCAAGACCCAAGACUUAAGUUAUUUACAUGUCCAUUGUAAAUGCAAUGUAAAUGAGAGUUCUGAUAAAAUAUUUUUGUAUUUUGUAAUAUCAAAGGAAUUUCUAUAUCGUAGGACUCAGUGGGGACUUGCAUGCAAAUUGACAUUGUCUUUGAGUAGUAACCGAAAGGUGGCCUGAUCCACCUGGGUUUUUUGUUUUAGUUUUCGUUUUUUUCUAUACAGAUUUGUUAUAUGUCCGUGAGACUUUUUCACAGGAGUAUAUUCAAUUCGGGGUUUUUUUUGUGGCUGGAAAAAAACAACUAUUAUACCCAAGACAUUUUAUGUUCCAUGCCAUGUUAGGGAGCCCUCCUCAAGACUGCUCCCACCCUCAGUAGGAUUUUUUCUCUACAAAGUGAUAGUACUGCUUUCUCGAUUGCAAAUGUAACUUUUGCCAAUUAGAGAGACCAAUCAGUGUCAGUCAAGUUCCGUGAGAAAUGCCAUCCCUGCUGGGAACCUUGAAGUUGCUUACUCUUGCUCUGUCCCUUGGGGGAAGACACAAGUGACUGUGAGUGGUGCCGUUGUGUGUGAUGUUAGCAUGACGUUGUUUUGAAUGUGGCAUUCUUUUCUGGUGCUCAUGUUUCCUGGAUUGUAUUAUCUGCUUUCCUUUACCAAGGCAGACAGAACUGCCACCUGCACCUGACAACCGAUUGUCCUCAAAGCAAAUGAACUGAAGCAUUUGGAAUUGAAGGACGACAGAGAGUUCUGACGGGGUCCCGGGAGUCCCAGUGAGUUGCGUGUUAUGCGUGGAAAAGGAGUAAGGCAAUUAGAAAUAGAAAGCAGGUCAAGGAUAGACACAGAAAGCGACCCCAAAGAAAGAUCAGGGAAGAAGAAUUUCUAGAAAUAGAGGAGAGGUGAUAACCCCUUGUCUAGCUCCGUGCUGUAGAAAAAGAAUCUACUUUACUAAGCUAAGAUACCAGAGCAUCCCUGUGAUGCGCAGGUGGUUCACGUUGCUGAGAUUUCAACACAGCUUUGAAAAUCAUACUUUGUAAAAGGAGGGAGGGGAGUUCCAUUUUGAACUUGACGGACUGCGGGUUAGACAGAAAGUGGGCACAGAAGUGAGUUUGCUUUAACAAAGACAUUUAACGGUUGUACUGUUUAUAGUAAAAUAGAACUUCCUACCUUGCUUCAGGUAAAAAUGAAGCCCUUGCUUUCUCUCCCAUUCUCCUCCCAUGAUGGAUUGUGGCCAUUGAAAUAAUCCGUCGGAGGACCCACCUUUAGUGAGCUGUACCGUUGAUGUAGUACACGGUGUGUCUCAGUGGCGUCUGCCGUGGUGAGGUGAGCGUGGUCUCUUCAGUAUAGUAGUUAACAUUUUCUAGUAUUUUUCUACAGAGAGAAUGUGAAAAGUAGCUUUUCAGACACCAUCCCAUGUGGGUCGAGGGGAGGAAAGGUGUCGAGGACAUGCUAGUGACACUCCAUUCAGGAUGUAUUAAAAUAAUUUGCUUUUCAGGUAUUAAUAUGACAUUUGUCAUUGUCACUGAAGUUUUUUUUUUGUUUGUUUAAAUGCAGAUGUUGGUUGUGGCUGUUUCCCCGCAUGCUAUCUUCAUAUCUAAAUGCUUCAUUAAUUAUCCAAGCCUCCAGAGAAUUAACUAUUAUGUUUGUAUAGUAAGUUUGUAAACUGCUUGGCAAAUUGAUUAAGAAAUAACAUGCAACACCAUGCUACUAAAGUGGCAGAUUUCUGGUAGAAAUUGAGCGAGUCCAUUUUGGAAUUUGGAGUGCUUUCAUUGAGGAAAAUAAUAAGGCACUUGGGCAAAAAGAAAAGAUAGGAGGGGAAGUAGUUCACUUAACAAAUGGCUGAAAAUGUGUCUGUCCUCUGGGGCCCCAUGUCCAGGAAAGAAAUUCUCCCAGUUAAAGUGGCUUUCUGUCUCUUCUCAAAACCUUCCCAAAACACUUCUUACACUUCCCAAGUGUGGAAUACACUUUUCGCGACCAUCAGCAGUAAGAAGGUGGCCUAGAAAAUAACACAUAACCAGAGGGGUCUAGAUGAAGGAGUGAUUGCACAUCCAGCUGCUCAGAGCUUGAACCAAAAGAACCAAUCCU
Messenger RNA from Ochotona princeps (American pika), 5343 nucleotides. It is a transcript of the gene PRICKLE2, whose product is annotated as prickle planar cell polarity protein 2. The record is from RefSeq and is a predicted model, not a curated record. Gene Ontology annotation, molecular function: zinc ion binding. Bases 66 to 2876 code for a protein of 936 amino acids. NCBI's taxonomy places the organism in Eukaryota, Metazoa, Chordata, Mammalia, Lagomorpha, Ochotonidae. The transcript is spliced from 9 exons.